AACAAUCCUGCAAACGCUACAAGUCCCAGAGGAUGGGCAUAUCAGGUCUCCUCCCCCUCCUGAAAGAGGUAUCCGUACAUGGCCAUAUCUCAGAGUUUAAGGGCAAAAAACUUGCUGUCGAUGGGUAUGUGUGGCUCCAUAAAGGCGCAUUCGGCUGUGCAGAGGAUCUUGUCAAAGGGAAGAAGAGCACAAAAUUUGUCGAGUAUGCAAUGUAUCGUGUUAGGUUCUUACGGCAUCAUGGGAUAGAACCGUUCUUGGUGUUCGAUGGAGGCCCGUUACCUGCAAAGAAGGGAACCGAAGUUUCGCGAGCCAAGACAAGAUUGGAGAAUUUGGAAAAAGCUAGAUCAUUAGAAGCGCAAGGUCGAAUGAAAGAGGCGAAGGAGGCAUAUACCCGAUGUGUGGACGUCACCCCAGAAAUGGCAUAUCAGCUUAUCAAAGCUUUGAGGGCGGAAAACGUCGAUUAUGUGGUGGCGCCUUAUGAAGCAGACGCGCAGUUAUGUUUCCUUGAGCGCGAGGGGUAUGUAGAUGGGAUUAUCACUGAAGACUCUGAUUUGCUCGUAUUUGGGUGUAAAAAGGUCAUAUUCAAACUUGAUAAGGACGGGCAAUGUGUUUGGAUUCAUCGUGAUCGGCUGGCGAUGGUGAGAGAGUUCCCGAUGCAUGGGUGGACGGAUGUGCAUUUCAGGCGAAUGGCAAUGCUUUCAGGGUGUGAUUAUCUCGAUUCGAUACCCGGUAUCGGUAUCAAAACCGCUCACCGUCUUAUGCGGCGUUUCAAUUCUGUUGAAAAGCUCCUCCAACACAUCCGCCUGGAAGGCACUUACCUCGUCCCACCAACAUAUCUCUCCGAUUUUGCCCAAGCCGAACUCGCUUUUCUCUACCAAAGGGUAUACGAUCCCUCUCUCGGCCGUCUCGUGCAUCUAAACCCCCUCCCACCUGCGAGCACUGGUUUCCAACUGGGGGACGAGGGGGAAAAGUGGGUGGGUGUCGAUGUGGAGGAAGGGCUUGCAAGGAGGAUGGCGAGGGGAGAUGUUCAUCCCGAGACGGGGAUGGGGAUCGUGGAUGCGUGGCCAGAGUUUGCGAGUGGGGCUGAAGGAGCUGGGGGAGCGGAGGAAAAGUGGGGGAGUGGUAGCGGUGUCGGUAAUCUGGGAGAGAAGCGACAAGCAAAAGCUGAAGGGGUGCAUGUGCAAGGACCGAUGGACGCGUUUAUUACAAGGUACAAGAAACCGAAACAUCGCCAUCCUAAGCACGACUGUCCUGAUUAUCUCGACCAUUCCAACCGUGAGCAACAACAAAUCAAGUCAAAGCUUGCCCCAAUCCAUCAGCCGGUGGGUACGUACACCUCUGGCGCUUCGCGGCUAUCCGAUCAACUUGCUCUGCGACCUUUAGCUGAGAAUGUUAUGGGAGAUGGUGAGAGAGGAUGUACGGCAGAAAAGGUGGAGGUGAUGAGCAAGUUUUUUGGGGGAAGGGGCAAGAGGCAGCAGGUUCGGAAAAGGCAAAAGGAAGAAGUGGAUGGGGAUGGGAGUGAAGAGAAGAUUGAACUCAAAUGGGAAGAGGAAGAAGAAGAAGGGGGAGGGCGCAUACAUUCGCUAUCGCAUUCUCUGACGUCUACCUCAACACCGACACGUAUCCAGCAAGGACGACGGUCACCAUCCCCGGCCAUAUCAUCCCUCAUCUCUAGCUCACCUCCGGCCCCACCUCGAAUUGCAAGCCAGUCUUGCCUUUCCUCCCAAAGCUGUUCUCCUUGUCCCUCACCUUCUCUUUCCCCGGUCAUCUCUCCUUCCUUUUCUUCCUGCUCACGACAAAGGUUUAUAUCGCAGACGCAAUAUAUCACGAGCCCCCCAGCGGCAGAGUGCUCGUCCCCGCCUGUACUUGAUUUCCCAUUUUCCUCGCUUGCCGAAGGGGAACAAGUAAAGCAAGAGGUAAACGUGGGGCGGCCGUGGAAGAAGGAGACGGAAACGGAAACGUUUGAGCCGGGCUCAUCUUUUGGGACUCUUGUACCGCCCACUUCAUCCCCUACUGCCCCUCUUCCGCUUUCGCUUUCGCUUUCGUCUACGCUUCCCCCAACCCAUCGCCUAUCAAAUCAGAGGUACGAAGCCGCUGGACAUUCUUUGGCUGGUAGUUCUCUCCUCGCGCAUAAUGAAUUCGGUCUACGGCCUCGUUCAUCUGCCCCGCCUUGCGCCCAGUCUCAAUCGCUACUCCACAGUGUGAACGCGGUGAAAGGUAGUCAACCAGACUUUGAAGAUGGCAACAAGCACGACAGGGGAUCCUCUCCAGAUAUGGGUGGGGCGGAUGAUGACAAUGGACAAGGGCAGAUCAAGGAUGCGGAUAAGAGCGAGGAGAGCGAGAAGGAAGAGGAGAGGAAGGAGAAGGCCAAGAUUGUUGGAGGUUCCUGGCGCGCAAAGUGGGCCUUUGGUGGUGGUCUUGAGAUGAAUGGUACCCCCAAGAUGGGUGCUGGGGCCAGGGGGGUACGAUCGCAGACGCCAAAGACGGUGCCGGUCCAGAAGGUAGGCGCAGGGGGCAUGCGAGCCGUGAGUUCGACUUUGAGUUUGGUGAAAAGACGGGAGGCUAUGAGUGUAGGGGGGAGUUCGAGGGUGUUGAAGAAUCGGCCGGUGAAUGUCGUUUUCCCCAGGGGAGAGGAAAGCGAAGCGGCGAGGUUUGGAUUGGCAACACCGACUCGUGCACCGUCAGUGGCGUCCGUAUCAGCAUCAAGGAAGGUAGAGACGGGAUCGAUGGCGGUAGAGGGGAAUGGGAUGGAGAUGAAGAUGAAGGUGGCGGUCAAGCAGUUUGGAUUUGGAAGGGGCGGAAGGGAAGGACAUGAGGAUGAUAAGGGCGGGGCUGGAGAAGAAGAGCAAGUAGAGGAGGAAGGUGAAGGAGAGGAAAUAGGGUCGUUCACUCCUUCGCCGGAACGAAAGCCGUUAUUUCCCCGUUUCUCUGUUGGCGGCGGUGCGCCUCCUCGUUCAUUAUCGCCUCGAAAUUCGCCAAACGAUAUUCCUACCGCUGUCAGCCAUCCAUCCAUCUCCCGCUCUCGUCUCAAAUCGAAUUAUAAUACCAUCUCCAGCAUCGCCUUGAAAGAUACUCCUCAAGGGGAGCAGAAGCAAAGGCAAAGGCAGGCGAAGCAGCAGCAGGCAAGACCGGGACUCUGCUUUGUGCGGCGCGAUCAAGAUGGCAGUGAUGAUGUGGACGAGAAUACAUGUCGGCGAAUGAGCCAGUCGGGUAGGGAGAAGACCCCUGUAUCAGGGACGACGUUGGGGAGGUUGGAAAGGUACAGGUUUGAAAAGGUGACCGUUCGAAAGUGACCUGUCGAUAGGAGCGUACUAGUUUCUUGUUGUUAUCGAAAUACGAUGUGUAUACAUAGGUGCAUAUCCAACACGAUCUUGUAGGCGA
Messenger RNA from Cryptococcus deneoformans JEC21, 3381 nucleotides. Its product is annotated as exonuclease, putative. Gene Ontology annotation, molecular function: 5'-3' DNA exonuclease activity; DNA binding; metal ion binding. The record is from RefSeq and is a predicted model, not a curated record. Bases 33 to 3293 code for a protein of 1086 amino acids. Lineage: Eukaryota; Fungi; Basidiomycota; Tremellomycetes; Tremellales; Cryptococcaceae. The transcript has 10 exons.